Patella vulgata (common limpet) is the source of this 2826-nucleotide messenger RNA. Its product is annotated as crooked neck-like protein 1. Gene Ontology annotation, cellular component: precatalytic spliceosome; Prp19 complex; U2-type catalytic step 2 spliceosome. Bases 433 to 2445 code for a protein of 670 amino acids. The transcript has a single exon. Lineage: Eukaryota; Metazoa; Mollusca; Gastropoda; Patellidae. The record is from RefSeq and is a predicted model, not a curated record. Gene Ontology annotation, molecular function: protein binding. Gene Ontology annotation, biological process: spliceosomal complex assembly; mRNA splicing, via spliceosome.
ACAAUGAUGUUCUUUCUUUUCCGGCAUGGUGCUUUUCUGUACGAUUUGCGUUUCACUUAAAAGUUAAAGGUACAAACAACCUUUACAACUAUUUGUUAUCUGUUCAUUCGUGUGUAUUUUUGCUAUUAGAUGCUGUCAAUAUAAUAUAAUCUUUUGAGCGUGGAACAUUAACACUGACAUUAAUUGUGUUACAGCUUAACGCCAAUCAAAUCACCACAACUUUGCAAGCAUCUCUGGACCUAUUUAUAAAAGACUCUUGUGUGAGCUAGAAAACAAAUAAAUAAAUAUAUAUAUAUAUAAAAUAAUAACGAGACACCAUUCCAUUCUAUCAUUGAUUGUUGAAAUGUUGUUAUUCGAUUAGGCUACUGAUUGAAUAUUAGAACUAACUGAACAAUAAAAUUUUUUGUUACUAAGUAAAAAUACACAAUUAAGAUGGAGACUACUCCUGAUGGAAAAGUUAAAAUGCCAAAAGUGGCCAAAGUUAAAAAUAAAAUGCCUGCACCUGUUCAGAUCACGGCAGAACAGCUUUUACGUGAGGCUAAAGAAAGAGAAUUGGAAUUGGUUCCCCCGCCACCAAAGCAGAAAAUAUCUGACCCAGCAGAGCUUGAUGCCUAUCGAAUGAGAAAAAGGAAGAUGUUUGAAGAUAACAUACGUAAGAACCGAAGCUGGAUGACAAAUUGGAUCAAGUAUGCCCAAUGGGAAGAAAGCCAGAAGGAAUAUCAAAGGGCUCGCUCAAUUUGGGAGAGAGCCCUUGAUGUUGACCAUCGAAAUAUCACAGUAUGGCUGAAGUAUGCUGAGAUGGAGAUGAGGGCAAGACAAAUAAACCAUGCACGAAAUAUCUGGGAUCGUGCUGUGACAAUUCUUCCACGAGCAAAUCAAUUUUGGUAUAAGUAUACAUACAUGGAGGAGAUGUUAGAAAACAUUGCGGGGGCAAGGCAAGUGUUUGAGCGUUGGAUGGAGUGGGAACCAGAAGAACAAGCGUGGCAUGCCUACAUUAAUAUGGAACUAAGAUACAAGGAACUUGACAGGGCCCGUUCUAUCUAUGAAAGAUUUGUUAUUGUGCAUCCGGAAGUAAAGAACUGGAUAAAGUAUGCCAGGUUUGAAGAAAAGAAUAAUUAUAUUAUCAGUGCUAGAACUAUUUAUGAAAGAGGUGUUGAGUUUUUCGGAGAAGAUAAUAUUGAUGAGAAAUUACUUAUAGCUUUUGCUAAGUUUGAAGAAGCCCAGAGAGAGCACGAUAGAGCCAGAGUCAUUUACAAAUAUGCACUUGAUCACUUGCCGAAGGAAAUGUGUGAAGAGAUAUACAAACAAUACACAAUCCAUGAGAAGAAAUUUGGUAGUAGAGCUGCUAUUGAGGAUGUUAUAGUUUCUAAAAGAAGAUAUCAGUAUGAAGAAGAAAUAAAAGCUAACCCCAGUAACUACGAUGCUUGGUUUGACUAUUUGCGUCUUCUUGAAACUGAUGGAAAUUCAUCUCAAAUAGAAGAAACUUAUGAACGUGCUAUUGCGAAUAUUCCCCCAUCCCAAGUCAAAAGACAUUGGAGACGGUAUAUUUAUUUGUGGAUAAACUAUGCACUUUUUGAAGAAUUGGAAGCUGAAGAUAUAGAAAAAACAAGAGAAGUGUAUAAAGCAUGUCUAGAUAUCAUUCCUCACAAGGUUUUCACUUUUGCAAAGAUUUGGCUUCUGUUUGCGCAUUUUGAAAUUCGUCAGAAGAAUUUGAACAAUGCUCGUAAAAUUAUGGGUACAGGAAUCGGUAAAUGCCCUAAAAAUAAACUCUUUAGGGGAUAUAUAGAACUUGAACUACAGUUAAGAGAAUUUGAUCGGUGUAGAAUACUCUAUGAAAAAUAUCUGGAAUACAUGCCAGAGAAUUGUUCAACAUGGGUGAAAUAUGCAGAACUUGAAACAAUAUUGGGUGAUGCUGACAGAACAAGGGCGAUAUAUGAACUUGCUAUAAAUCAGACUAAGUUAGACAUGCCUGAAGUUUUGUGGAAAGCCUAUGUUGAUUUUGAAAUUGAUCAGGAAGAAUUUGAUAGAACACGUGAUCUUUACAGACGUUUGUUAGAAAGAACGCAUCAUGUUAAAGUAUGGUUAAGUUUUGCACAGUUCGAAAAAGGAAUCGAUGAUGAGCAUGCUGUGGAAAAUGCUCGCGAUGUUUACAAACAAGCCAACAAAGCCUUAAAGAAGUCUGAUGACAAAGAACAAAGAUUGAUGUUGUUAGAAUCGUGGCAAGAGUUUGAGAAGACUACAGAAGAUGAGGAUGCUAUAGAGGCUGUAAAUAAACUAAUGCCACAGAAGGUGAAAAAGAGGAGAAAGAUUCAGACAGAAGAUGGCACCGAAGCUGGGUGGGAAGAAUAUUAUGAUUAUAUCUUCCCUGAUGAAGAAUCUUCCAAACCAAAUCUUAAACUUUUGGCCUUGGCUAAAAAAUGGAAAGAACAAGGACCUCCAGAAUAAAUCUUUUGAUUAUAGUAAAAUCCAUGAUGAGCAAACUUUUGAAAUAAGUGCUAAAAAUACAUUUAGAUUGUGUAUAAAUACAGACACUCAGACGAUACUUAACAUUUGUGAUGUAAAAAUUGUUCUCAUCUCUUAAAAGAUACCAUGUUUAUUCAUCUUCAUUGUAAUUCUAUGUACAUUUAUGUUCCAAUAUCAGAAAUCAAUGUUUUGUUGUGGAGAGACUGGAUGUUUAUUUUGCUACAUUCUUUGCCAGUCAGUUUACAAAAAUUGGAAUUCUGAAGUGCCCAUAAAGUCUAUUUUUGUAAUCUCACUUUAAAGUAAAAGAACUAACUUUAUAAUGUUUAUGUCAGAAUAAUGAGCCGAUAAAAAUAUGAGAAUGUU